CAGUCGUUGCCACCCCCGCCUGGGCGUCGCAUCCUUGCUGCUGUGCUCCGCCGCGUCCCGCCACUGGUGUCGUGUCGUGCUUUCUGUUUGUGUGUGUGUGUGAGGCUGUGGUGGUGCGAAGGCGUGUGUGGCGCGUGACGCACCGCUCUGUGCCGCCUUGGGGACCUGCGUCCUGGCUGGCCGAGGGCAUUGCUCAUCUUCACGUGAUUUCUUGUGCCGCGGUGUUGGUGUGUGUCAGGGAGGAGAGGAGAGUAUGAAGGGCUGGAGGCGGGCGUGGCGCGGCGCGGCGCUGUGGCGGUGAGGUGACGGUCGCCGCCACUCGUCAAAGUUUCUCUUCCGCGGCUGUGCCAGGCACUCCGCCCCACGCCGCCGCCCCGCCCCUCUGCGGGGAGGGGAAGGGUUGUCUGUGUGUAGCCAGGAGCCAUGCCCACGUUAGGGGGCCUGGGGCGGGCCCGAUGGGGCUCAGGGCGACGGCGGGCGCGGGCAUGUGUGGCCCUGUGGAGGAGGACCAGUGCCAAAGUGCGGCGGCGCCUGCGGCCCGCUGUUACGUGUUCCUCCGAUGACGCCCUGGACUCCCUGCACGAUGAGGAUGAGUUUGUGUUCCACGGGGGCUCCAACCUGGGGGUGGACAACCCUCUGCUGACCCCCGUCCCCUCGCACACCCAUUCCAUCGAUGCCCACAUCUUCAACUCCGCCCUGAAACGCACCAAGCCCACGCGCACCGCGGCGCACAACACUUACGUGGACUAUCGUGACGUACUGGUGUCCGCCCCCGUGCUGGGUCGCCAUGAGCGGUGCAUAGAUGACUGUGUUGCCGCCGCGGCCGCACGUGCUCGCGCCUCCCAGGGCGACACUUCCUCCAGCGGCAUUGAGAGCAUGACUCAUGACAGUGGCGCCUCCACCUCCUCAUCCACUGAUCGUCGCGACAAGCCACCGUCCACCUUGAAGCCGCCCAAGGCACCGAGCCGCCGCCUGGCAGGGUCACCCGCCCUGCGCCCUCCCAGGACACCCACCUUGCGGCCGGCGAGGCGGGAACCUAUUUACGCCCGCCCGGUCAAGAGGAAAAAGAGGAUCAUCAGAGAAAUAGAGAGCACAGCACAACGCCCUGCCGCCAGUGCCACCCUGCACGCUCGCUCUUCUGCCGCCAAACCUUCCUCCUCGCCAACCAGCUCAGGGACUCUGACACACAGAAGAGACACCUCACCGCCCCAGGCAAGCCAUCCACCACUACCUCCAGCCAGCCCGUCUUCCAGCCCAACACCUCCACCCCUGCCAACUAGCCCGCCCCCCGAAUCUCCCAGCUCAACGCCACCGCCUCUUCCUACUAGUCCUCCCCCAGAAUCUCCCAGUCCAACGCCCCCGUCCCUGCCAUCCAGCCCACCGCCCGUGUCUUCUAGCCCCACACCCCCACCCCUGCCAGUCAGCCCACCGCCCGUGACAAACCCUUCACCCAUCCCGCCCUUACCUCCCGCCUUACCACCCCCUCCCCCUUCCCCAAGCCCGCCUCAUCUGCCGCCUGUGCCUCCUCCUCGAUCAAGCAGCCGCAACCCUGGCGCUGCCUCCCGCCGGUGUCAUGGCCCACGCCCUGCACAGAUGGCUUGGAUGCACGGGCGUCCUUCACGGGGCCUCAGGACGUUAAGGGCACAGCGACAGCUGCAACAGCAACUUCAGCUACGUCAGCAUCAACAUCAGCAGCAGCAUUAUCAACAAGUACAACAAGAGAAGCAGAACAAUCAAAAGCAAGUAGAGAAGGAAGACCAAGAUGAAGUCAGCAGUCUUCCUUCUACAUCCUCCUGGCGGUGGUGCGCCAGACAGAGCACCCCGCGGCCACCCAUCCCUCCGUCAGUUCUCUAUCAGGAAGUGCGCCGUCGGUCAGCCCCAGCAAGCACCAGCACACCAUCACCUACUAAGCCCUCUGUCCGCGCCUCCGCCAGCAACACCUUCCGUAACGCCCUCAGCCGCGUCAGGGCACGAAGCUCCCCAGGCUCCUUGACGCGGGAUCUUCGGCAGUACCUGAAUACACGGUUCCAGAAAGGCAGCGUUGACCAUGAGCUACAAAACACGAUUCGGGAUAAUGUGUACCUUCGAACUGUCCCCGUGACCACUCGAUCUCCGCGUCAGGGUGAAGUGAACGGCGUCGACUACACCUUCUUGUCCAGAGACGAGUUCAGGGCCUUGCAACGCUCCGGGAACCUGCUGGAGUCUGGCGUCUUUGAGGAUUAUGAAUACGGGACACCAGUGCCCUCACCUGUGUCCUCAGCCUUGCCCCAGCGACAUACUAUUGAGAGGGUGACCCGACGCAGGCUGCAGCGCCGCCUGGCGCCUUCUCCUUCUAAUGCUUCCUCAACUAGUAUGACCUCUGAGGUGCACACCAGCUCUCCAGUAGAGUCCCGUCGCCGCUUGCCGCCGCUCUACGGCCCCUGGCUAAGGAAGGUGGCCCGGGGAAGGUCGUGGCUCCCCAGUGAUGAUGCUCCUCCUAGCGAGCCACAGAGUGAGCCAGCCAUAGACCCCGACACCCCAAGUGAGAGUGAACUCAACCUGGCGCGCUCGUUCUCCUUGCCCACCAAGCAGCAGCAGCAGCACUCUGCCAAGCUCACUUCAGACAAGCUCAAGACUCUACCAAGCCGGCUCCUCAAAGCGGCCCAGAAGCCGGCAACCAAGGAGUUGAACCGCACCUACAGUGCCAGUGAAAUAAAGGAAUACUUCAUUCAUGGCAGCCGUCGCCACUGCCUGUCCAUCCAUGACCUGGAGGGCCAGGCGGGGCAGGCGUCCACCCAGGAGGAGGGCACGGCUGCUUCUGCUGCCACUCAGGGCACAGGUAGUUUUCGAAGGAGGUCGUCGCGUAGUAGUAAAGGCUCUCUCAGGAAGGCCAAGAGUUUGUCCUCCUUUGCUGUAGAUGCUGAGUACAAAGCUUCCCCCUAUAGCAGCCUGGUAGCUCAGACCCUGUUGACACAACCCCGCCCCCAUCCCCCACGCCCCAGCCUGUCCGAUGUGGAAGUGUGGGACGAUGAGUCAGACCUGGACUCUUUCUUUGGCUACACUACUGAUGAGGAUGGUGACAGCGAUACCUUGGUGGGUAGUGACAUUCAGUCCCUCUUCUCUGAACAGGAGGAGGAUAGCGAUGACUCUACAGAGACUGUCACAGGUGUUCUUAUCCCCAGCGUGUACAGAGGCGACCCGUCAAGCACCUCGCAAACAAACCCAUUAUUCAGGGACUCCAUUUCCUCCGUAGAAGGACUCCUUAUGACAAACAAAAGGAAUUCUUAUAUCCUUGACAAUCUUUCCUUAUUCAGUAAUGAGGAGUCCGUAGAUCCUGUAAAUGAUGCUAAUCCUCAGUAUUAUCUUGUUGAGAGAGACACUUCUCCAGCCCAUUCCUUGCUAGAUGUAGCCUGCUUAGCCUCUUCACCACCACAGGGGGAGAGACGGUUGGUGCAAGGGGAGACUGAUGCAGACAUGACUUCACUCGUUCCUGUUCCCCUCCGUAGGACAUACAUACCUUCAAGAGUGAAUUUGAGGGUAUUGGAUGACAAACACUUAGAUAUAGUUGACAACCUUUCCUUGUUGUCUAAUGAGGAGUCUGUUGACCCAGAAAGAAUUGAACCAUGGGACACGAGACCCCAGAGCGACCAAAAGUCUCUUCCAACUGGUAGUGACAGCUCAGCCUCAGGCCAAGCAGCAAGCACAGCACAUCAUUGUGUUUUGCCUCAAGUGCAGAUUUUGAAUGAAAUUUCUCAGAAUGGAAGUGACGGUGAGAGUAGUGACUCAGCCCUCACUCCCACACCCCGAGCCACCCCCUAUCUCUCCACCAUACUGGGGGAGGCUUGGGAGGUGGAAUCCCACACUGACAGCGAGUUCUCCAGUGUUCACUUAGAUGAUCUUGCAUUUGAUUCUGGCUUUGCAAGGUCCUGUGAUGGCAGUGAGAGAGGAUUUUCCCCUGAUGCUUGUGAUAGAGCCUUAGGUAGUCCUGAUGCUUAUGGUGAGACCUUGGCCAGCCUUCCUGAUGCUCAUCAAGAGGUUGUUGCCAGCCCUCCCUCAGCUUCUCACAUAGACCGUAGCCAGCCAGUGUUUUCUUUGGUUGUUGAUAACUCUACAGUUAAAAUCGUCCCUAAAGAAAAGCCAAAACUUCCACCAAGAAGCUCAUCCCUUUCAAAACUGCUGAGCUCAAAGCCACAGGGGGAGCAUCCACACAUUACCUGUCCCCCUGUGGCACGACUGGUCUCUCACACCACCACCGGGGAGCAUCGCCAGCACCACCACCACCACACCACCACCACACAGGAGCAGCAUACAGAGAGGCAACCACAGCCAGAGCAAAUACAAGAGGCUGCAAAUAAGAACUUAGAAGUGUUAAGUACAGAUGUUGAUCAAACUAAAAGUGAAGUUGUGAAAAGUACAAAUGGUGAAGCUAAAUGGAAUGAAACUGGUGGUGCUACUUGUGGGCUUAGGACAAGUGUAAUAGAUGAACAAACACACAGUAAUCCAGUAGUCAUUAGUUUGCCAGACCUCCAUGAAGAUUCUGGUGCCAAAUUUACUGAAACACAAGAUAAUGAUUUACCAUCCUCACAUGUGGUAAAAGACAGCAGAGGAAGAAAGGAGACACAAGAGAGGGUAGAUACUGAAGAAGGAAUAGAGAUAAAAGAGAGAUUAGGAAGUGUUGAUGGAAGAAAGGAGAUGGAAGAGAGAAUAGAUACUGAGGGGAGAAAGGAGAAACAAGGAAGGGUAGAAACUGAAGAAAGAAAGGAAGAUAUAGAAAGUGAAGGAAGACGAGAGACACAAAAAAGAAAAGAGAAUGAUAGAACAAAAGAAUCAGCAGAGAAAAUACAAAAUGUUGAAAAUCUAGAGAACAAUAGUGCAAAAGUUCAUGAAGAGACAACAAGUGAAGCUGCCUCUUAUGAUAUAGACACAACAAACAGUCUGAACCAAACGCUCAGUGGAUUGGCUAGUGUUCGCACCUCCAUCAGUAGUGACAUCCUUAAUGAAGCCUUCCUGGAGCUUUCAGAUAGUGCUGCUGGCCAUGAUGUUUUGCCAGAUGCAUCACUUGAUGAGGCCUUCCUGAGAAUUGUACCCAGUGAUGACCUCAAUACACUAUUUACCACUGAACCAGUAGAUGAAGUGGAUCAGGAGGAAAUACCUGUUGGCCAUGAAAUGAAUGAUCCAGGACAGACCAGCCAAAUUAAAGAUGAAAAUGUAAAGAAAGAUGAGAAAUUAGAAAACCAUUCAUGUACAAAUCCAGAUGAGGAGAUUGACAAAUGUGUACAGUUAAGCUCAGACUUGCCUUGUGACACUGAGGAUAAUGUCAAGUCUCAUGAUGUGGUUGAUAAUUGCAACAUUAAUAAAACAUUUGAAGGGAGGAGCAGUGUCCAGCUGCAAACAUUCCAUGGAUUCACUGAAGGCUUGAGUGUGCUGAGGAAGGAAAAUGUACCAGGAAUGACAAGCAAAGAACAAGUUAUGGCUAAUGUAACACUGAGAAAUGUAAAGGAAAGUAAAUCAGUUGUUAAUCCCUGUAUGACCAACAGUGUUGCAGAGAAGCCUAACAUCAAGGAACAAGAUAAGGCAAAUGUAGGAAAUAUGAACAUAACAAGGGUAAUUUCAUCAGAACUUCAUGGUCCCAGCCUGAUCACUAGUGUUACAGAGAAACCCAACACCAAGGAACAAGAUGAUGCAAGAGCUGGACAUGUAAAAAAAAGAGAAGCAACACACCCAUUCUUCUCCUUGCAGUCAUUCACAAGUGUGGAGGAAAAUGAUGUCAAGGUUAAGUCUGUCAGGGAUUUGAUAAAGAAUUUUGAAAAGCCCCGAGCCUCCAGUUCUCAUCCCAUUGUUACUUCAAAGCCAAAUGUCACAAGAAAACCAGAGCUGCAGGCUGAGGCACCACAUGCUACCCUGCCACUGAUGUCCAGAGAAGCAAGGAGGAGGGGUGUGAAGCCUCAGGAAUCUAGUAGCAAGGAUAUAAUAAGUUCCUACAAAGCUCCAUCAUUUAAUCAAGAAAUGAUGGAGGUUCCAAAGAGAUCUGUGUCUUCCAGUGUUUCUGAAUCAGUUCAAAAUGAUGCUGAGAUAAUAAACAAAACUAUCACACAGCAAUGUACAGCAGUUAAGGAUGAUAGGACAGGAAAGAGUGUAAAGCUUCCAAAGAAAUCUGAGUCUUCCAGUGUGUCAGAAUUAAGAGAAAAUGAAGCCAAAAUGAACAAAAACAUCUCUGUACAAGAUACACUAGUGGAAAAUGAUAGUAAAGAAAGACAUCCUCUAACUGCUGAUCAAGAAGUUGUAGAGGUUCUGCAGAAAUCUGAGUCUUGUGAUGGUUUUGAGUUGAGUGGAAAUGUGGCUGAAAAUAUAAGCAAAACCAUCAAAAUGCAAAAUUUUCAUGAAGAUGAUAGGAGAAAGAAAACUUCUCUACCAGAUGACCAGGUAAUACCAAAAAGUUUGAGGGAAUCGAUAUCUUCCAGAAGCAUCUCAGAAUCAAGUGAAAGUGAAAAUGAAGUGGAGAGGAAAACCACCGCAGCUCAAGACACCACAGAAGCAGAUGAUGGGAUAAGAAAAACCUCUCAAUCAACUGACCAAAAAGUAGUAGAGGCUCCAAAGAAAUCUGUGUCUUCCACUGUCUCAGAAUCAAGUGAAAAUGGAGACAAAGAGGAAAGAAAAAUCAUCACUAUUCAAGAUAGAGAAGAUAGAGCUGGUGCAGAUGAUGGGAUAGGAAAAAGCUCCUUACCACUAGCUGACCAAGAAGUAGUAGAGGUUCCAAAGAAAUCUGAGUGCUUCAGUAUUGCAGAAUUUAGUGAAAAUGGAUAUGAAAUGGGAAAGAAAACUGUCACUGCUCAAGAUGUGGCAAAUGAUGAGAGUAUGAAAAGUUUGGCAAAGACAGAAGCACUGACUGAGGAAGUUGAUGAGUUGCCUUCAGGGAUUAGUGUUAGUGUGGCUUCUCAAGAUGUGGAUUAUCAGUCAGUGCAACAUUUGUCUCCUUUUGAUUCUCAGCCGAGUGACAAAGGUGGUAUGAAGGAGGACUCCGAGGAGGAUGUAAAUGUUGAGAGUGUGACAGAUGAGGAAGAAGUGGCUGUAGAUGUAGAGGUUGAAGAACAAAAAGAAGAACAAAGAGAUAAUAUUGAAUUACACACCAAAACAAAUAAUACUGUCUCUGCAACUCAAGAUGAUAAAUUUGGGAAGACAGAACAAAAAUGGGUGAAGGAGGAACAGAAUGCAGUAGAGAUAGAGGAGGAACAAAGUAAAUAUGAGAGAAUUGAUAACACAGAGGAAGAUCAAAACAGUGAAGUAGAGAUAGAGGAGGAACAAAGGGAAAAUAAGAGGAAUGACAACACAGAGGAGGACCAAGGCAAUGCAGUAAGACCUUGCCCACCAGAGAGGACACUUUUCAUGAGCAAGAGCAACCCGGCUCGCUUCAGUGUCCGUAGGGAGCCACAGGAGGGACAGGAACAAGCCAUACCCAAGGAGAUGCCGACCAAGGUCCCUCGUCUUUCCAAAAUGAACAGCGUUGGAGACGACAACAGCAUCAAUGUCAACAGUGGCAGGAGCAGUAGUCUGAAUAGAAGCAGAGUGCGUGAGCCUCUAGUAGAACUGAAUGAGAGUACGGAUAGUGAAUACUGCUUUAUAGAGAGGCUGCUGAGGGGCCAGAAGUCGCUGGGCCCGAGUAGUGCAACCAGUAGCUUAUCCUCUCGCAGCGGCUCAGAGUGUGAGAGCUUCCAGUCACUGCCGAGUGGGUGGAGACACUGUACCCCUCCUGGUGUGGGGUGCAGAGAAGGCAACCACUACGGGACUCCCAAGCCCCCCUCCCUUCCCCCUGACCACCUGGCCCGCACCCCCUCUGGUGGGUCAGUGCUGCCUGGUGCCCACCCGAGCUCCGAGGGCAAGCGGCGGCGCAACCGUUCCAAUGUAGAAGCAAUGGCUGCCAACACCAGCAGCAGCGAGGGACCCCCCGAGGCCCCCAGCCACCCCCACCCCUCCCCCGGCACCCAUUACAACUCCAUGGUGGGGGAUGAGUCUGGGAUGCAGAUGCAGAUCCCAGACUCACCCACGGCAGGGGAGCUGGGCCCUCUUCCCUACAAUUGGGAGAAAGCCUACACCGAGAAUGGGGAGCCUUAUUACAUUGACCACAUAGCGGGCACUUCAUCUUGGCUGGACCCCAGACUAGCGCGAGUACAGAAGCGCAGCGCAGAGGAGUGUGGGGAGGAUGAGUUGCCUUUUGGGUGGGAGAGGAUUGAUGACCCACAGUAUGGCAUUUACUACAUCGACCACGUGAACCGCAAAACACAGUAUGAGAAUCCCGUGAUGAUGGCCAAGAAGCAAUCCAUCAGCCCUGCCCAAGGCGGGGGCAGCAGUCCUGGUGAAGGCGGCAGCAACACCUUCCCCAGACAAAAGAAAUCAGCUGGUGAUGGCGUUGCAGGCGGAAGCGGUGGCAAUGCUGGUGGUGGUGGCGGCCCAGGCACCACAGAGGGCACCGCACCGCCCCCUGGUGGAGGACACAAGCGCGCAAACAGGCUCAUGGUGUACCUGCCCUGUUUACCGUGCUUGGCAUCUGAGGGGAAAGACUCUAAGCUGCAGGCGCAGGCGCAGCAAGCAAAUAUUCGGGUCCACAACCGCGUGGAAAGAAGCUCCCUCCCUCGUCCCCGCUCUCUCUCUCCUAAUCACAAGCAUCCAGAUGUUUCUCCCAAGCACUCAAAUCUUAGCAAGCAAAAUAUUGUGAUAUCAAACCCCAUGGAUCCUGUCCAUCUGGCCAGCGGCACUCCCUACCGAGCCAACAACUUGUCCCCCAGCCCCUCCACUUCCAAGCCAAACAACCUUGCCCUUUCCUCAAACAAUCUGUACACAAGUGAUCCAAACAUUCCUGCCAGUAAACAAAAUAAUGUCAACAUCAGCCAAAUAUCACCACUUAGUCAGGGACUCAAGACUCAAGAAGUCAAAAACCCAACUUUUAAUCAAACAAUUGUACCAAACUUUGCCAAACCUCACUUUCCAAACUACCAAACCAUUGCCCCAUCCUCUCUGCACCCAAGGAUACCUCAGGCCUCCUCUUCCCCCAAGGGGCCAACUCCCACAUACAGUAGAUCCCAUAGCUCCCCUAGUGGCACAUCCAGCCCCUGGCAGAGUCCUGGUCAGUCCCUCACUCCCCGAGGCACAUGGAACUAUGCCUCAACUCCAUUCUCCACCAGCACUCCACAAUUUCCCUCCCCCAGACCUUACUCCCUCACUCGCUUCUUGUCCAGCAGCCCCACUGGCCAGGAGCUUUAUCCCACCAUCCAUCACCAAAGAUCUUACUCCUACCAUCCCUACACUGCCUUCACUCCCUCAGCCUCCCCUCUCUACCUCCCCUCCGAGGACCCUGUAGUCUCGUCAGUCGCCCUAAGGCAGACAGAUCGCUCGAACCAGAAUGUGGUGUUCACCCGCAACCCAGCAGAGCUGCAUGGGGAGUUCAUCCGUACUAGCCUGGUGAAGUCCUCCCGUGGCUUGGGCUUCACCAUUGUGGGUGGCGACGACAAUGAGGAGGAGUUCUUGCAGAUCAAGAGUGUGGUACCUAAUGGGCCGGCCUGGCAGGAUGGCAAGCUGAGGACUGGUGAUGUCCUGGUAUAUGUAGCAGAUACCUGUGUGCUGGGCUACACACAUGCCGAUGUGGUCACCAUGUUCCAGAACAUUGAUCCCGGCAGGACAGUCCACCUGGAGGUGUGUCGGGGCUACCCUCUUCCCUUCGACCCUAAUGACCCUAACACGGAGAUUGUGACCACAGUGGCAGUGACUUCGGCCGAUGCGCGCUCCUCUAAGUCAGUGUUUGGUGAGGGCUACGAACGGUCCAGGAACAAUUCCAGUGAAAGUAUGAACACUGCAAAGUCUAUGCCAGACUUGAGCAAUCCAGAGCGAGUGCAGCAAGUGCCCAGGCCAGGCAGUGCCGACCUCCUCAGUUCAGAAAACUUUGACAACACUCCUGACAUUCUUGACUUCUACCCAUCAGGGAUGAGCAAACCAGAGUACUUGACUAUACCUAUUGUGAAGGGCACCAAUGGUUUUGGGUUCACUAUAACAGACAGUGUGUAUGGACAGAAAGUGAAGAAAAUACUUGAUCGUGGGAGAUGCAAAAAUUUGAUGGAGGGUGACAUUCUAGUGGACAUAAACAAUAUCAAUGUGAAGGGAAUGAGCCACACUGAGGUGGUGCAGGUGCUGAAGGAGUGUGCGCAGGGACAGGAGGCGGUGGUGAUGGUGCAGCGGGGUGGCUUGGCCUCCCCAUCCAAGGCCAGGUUGCGCAAGGACCAGUCCACCAGCCCCAAGAAGAGUAAUGCAGCUACCGGCCUCUUCAGGAGCAAGACCCCGACAGCAGACAUGUACAGCUCACAGCCCAAGGAGGUGAUUCCCAACCGGCCAAAGACUCCCUUGGUGGACACCCGGAACCGCCCCAAGACCCCAAAUGUGAUGGGCGGGGUGGACCUCUCAGGGGCCAGCGAUGUGGGACGGCAAGGGGAGGGUGUGGAGUACCGCCCACCCUAUCCCCCAACCUCCACUCACGUGCCGUACCCAGGGGCGUUCUCCUACACUGGGGGACAGGUGGAGUCCCAGUAUGAUACGAAAGUGAACAACAUGACGGCUCAGAUGGGUCAGGUGAGUCUGGAGCAGAACAACUAUGAGAACUACCUGGGUGGGGAAUCUCAGGGGUACCGGCCAGAUGGUCCCCUCCUGCAGCAGAACAGUUAUGGCUACCACCAUGACCCUUAUCCCUCCGACCCCUACUACCAGCAGCAGCAGCAGCAGCAGCAGGCACAGAAUGCUGAUGAGGCUGAGAUGAAGCGCAGCCAUGCCAAGACACCCACCAAGGAGUACAACACUCCUGGGUACUCUGGGCACUACCCAUACUACACUGACAACACCACCAACACCAACCAUCAUCACCACAACAAUAACAACAACAACCACCACCACAACACCAGCAUGGAACACAACUCUGGUUACGGCUACAUGCACUACCCCAAGGACACCUACGACCUUCCCCGCCAGGACUCUGGCUACAGCUCCCAGGCCCAGGUGCCACCUGCCAGAAAUCCCUAUCCUCCCUACUAUGGCCACAACAACUCUGCCGGCUACAACAACCAGGUGGACAGUCUUGGCAGGAGGAAGGAAUCAACGAGCUUCGAAUACGAACACCCAGCCCCUGUCAGCAUGCCCAGGUUCCCUGAUGGCCGGUACAGUGUCAACCCACGACUGCCAACGAGUGUGUCCAAUGGUAACCUUGGCUAUACAGAGUUCUCUGUUGUCUUGAAGAAGCAAGACACAGGCUUUGGGUUCAGGAUAGUGGGAGGCACUGAGGAAGGCUCCCAGGUAUCCAUUGGCCACAUUGUGCCUGGGGGUGCUGCUGACCAGGAGGGCAGCGUGACCACUGGGGACGAGAUCAUUGGAGUGGAUGGGGAGAUGGUGCUGGGGUCCAGUCACCGCCAUGUGGUAGAGCUCAUGGCCGGGGCCUCUGCCCAGGGUCGUGUCACCCUCACCCUGCGCCGCCGCACCUUCACUCCCACCGAGCUGCACAACCGUUCACUGGAGUUGCAGUUCCCAUAUGACAUCACUGUCACCAGGAGGGAGAAUGAAGGCUUUGGAUUUGUUAUCAUCUCAUCAGUCACAAAGUCUGGUUCCACCAUAGGCCGCAUCAUUGAAGGCAGCCCAGCAGAGCGAUGUGGAAGACUCAAUGUUGGCGACCGGAUUCUGGCUGUCAAUGGGGUGGACAUCAAGACCCUCCACCACGGCCACAUUGUUAAUCUCAUCAAGGAGUCUGGCUACUCUGUCACCCUCACCAUCGGCCCACCACGGGAUGAUGCUUCAAGCACCACCUCCAACUCCCAGCGGAGCUCUCAAGGGUCCAUGAUUCUGGCUCAGGCCACACCGGUCUCGGCCCCACAAACCUCUGGCCCGCCAGCUCACUCCUCCACCAAGGCGGAGAGUGAGGCAGGAGAGGAUGGGGAGUACUACGGCGUGGAGCUGCAGCGAGGCACACGAGGCUUUGGCUUCAGCAUCCGUGGCGGCCGUGAGUUCCACAACAUGCCACUCUUUGUGCUGAGGAUUGCAGAGAACGGUCCAGCGGCUGAGGAUGGAAAACUUAAGGUUGGAGACCAGCUGAUGGAGAUCAACGGGAGGUCAACCAAGGACAUGACACACGCUGAUGCCAUUGAGCUGAUCAAGCAGUGUGGAAGCAGUGUGUCCCUGCUGGUGAAGCGUGGUGGCAAGCUGCCCCAACACCUGGACACAAUGAACCCCAACAGUCUGGGAUCACCGGUUGGGCCGCCACCACCAGGAACCAACAUCAGAUCAACAGCCACACUGCCACCCCCAUCCCCCAGCUCCCUAGGGCCCCCUUACCCUCCCCAAACCCUCUCAGGCCCCCAAGGUCCUCCCUAUUACUCCCAUGGGGGGUAUAAUGCCUUGCCCACUGCCUCUGCUGGCUAUCCCCCUGUUUACCCCCACAAUGGAGCAGUUAGAGGACCUCAGCCUCUCCACUCCUCCCCUGCUACACAGUACCCUCCCCCCCUCACCCCCAAUGGUCCACUAAGUCAGUCUUCCCCUAGAGUGAUGGCCAGCGACAAUUACUACUGGAACCGCGUGCCAGACCACAGGCCAGCGUAAGGCGAUGCAGUAGCGAGAACAGUGGAUCAAAGACAACCAUUUUUUGAGACAAACGUAUGUGAUCAGGCAGUGAUAGUCACAAAAAACACUUAAGUUGUAAGGUUAAGUGUGGGGCUGAAGGUCCAGUGGGAGGCAGUGUGGACCACCAACCACCACCUCUGCUCAGUGCCUCCAGUGUUGGUAGGGGACCAUAUAUACCUUCAUGGCUACACCUCUAUAUUGAUGGCUGUUCUAUGUGAUCUCCUCAUCCAUAAUCCCUUGCUGUGUUGCCUAGUUGAAGUUUUCGUUAUGAAAACUUUUAAAUUAGGUGAUGGUUUUGUAAUCUGACUUCAUUUUAUGUUAAUGUAGCUGUGUUAAAUGAAUUUGGUCCUUUUACUCAACAGGAUCAUGACCAAAGUGACCUUAUUAUACAAGACUAGGACCCGUGCUCAAUGCAUUUUUAUGUCGAUAUUUAUAAUGUUAAACUCAAAUUUUGGUAUGUUUUACAGAGAGCAUAUGUCUGGAUGCUGGUGGCCUUUGCCAUUUUAAUGCAUGUGUACAUACACUUAGUUGACAUUGCUUAGUACCACAUGAAGCAGUCUGUGCAGGGUUACAGUCUUGCUGUAUAAAGAUGUACAUGGCAGUUCUCAAUACCAUGAUAAAAUAAAAGUAAACUGUAAGUAUCCUGUAUACAUGUUGUGUUCAUAGCUUGUCACAUACACAUACACACACACAUAUACACUGCCUUCUAUCAAAAUCCUACAAAUGCCUUCAUAUGAAAUGUAAGUAUUUGGACAAUUAUAAGACUAUUGUAUGUAUUCUAAAAAAGUUAUAUUAUGUUAAUUAUCAGGGUUAUCAUGUUUCAUGUUGUCCUGUGUAUUAUAUACCUUGUUAAUAAUAUUCAUGACAAAAUAAA
Messenger RNA from Portunus trituberculatus (swimming crab), 13492 nucleotides. RefSeq lists its product as uncharacterized. Gene Ontology annotation, molecular function: protein binding. Gene Ontology annotation, cellular component: cytoplasm. Gene Ontology annotation, biological process: signal transduction. Lineage: Eukaryota; Metazoa; Arthropoda; Malacostraca; Decapoda; Portunidae. The record is from RefSeq and is a predicted model, not a curated record.